AUGAGUGCAGCAAAGGCUGCAACAAAGGGCUGCUGGACAUGCAAGGAUCGCAAGGUCUCAUGUGACCGCGCUGUACCAGUUUGCAACAAGUGUUCAAAAUCCAAGCGCGUAUGCGGUGGUUAUGGCAUCCGUCUCUCAUGGGUGAAGAAUGAUGACCAGAAGAAAUGGCUUGUUGAGCCUGGACAUCAACAGCUACAACACGCAAGAAUUCGACAUCAAUCCGAGCAGUGGAUCAACGUUUCGUCUACUGACAUCCGUCUCCACAUCCUUGCUAAAGCUACUGUUGGCGGAGUCAAGGGUGAGCAUGUCAAAAGGGAUCAGCUUGCGUUGCCUAAGCUUACCCGGUCCAUGGCUUCGAUAACAACGAAGGUGACGGUUAGCGACGCGGAACUAGUACAGUAUUUCGAAGACGUAGUCAUCGGAAUCCUACCUUCUGUGGGUCGUGAGAGAACUGAAGUCGGACGCCUGUUGUUACGAAUGGCUUUGUCGGGGCGUUCCAUAUCUUCAAUGGCUCUACUACUGUCUCUAGUCGCGUUGGGUUCUCGCCAUCGCGGAAACGAUAUGAUGCACGCGGCUCGUGCCAAAAAUGCGGCGAUAGAGGCACUCGUAAGUGCCACGAGUCCUGGACUGGAUUCGGAUGCCAGUAUCGAACACAUCGCCACCGGUCUGGUUUUAUGUUUAGUAGAAACAGAUCUCGACUGCGACUGGAUAGGCCAUUUAUGCGGGGCGAGAAACAUUGUUCCUACCGUCGAUAAGAAAGCACACUCCGUUGGAACUGACGCAGCUAUCGUUCUCGGGUGGCUCUACUACUUUGUCACAUUUACCCGCUUCAGCUUCCGUCAUUGGCGCACCUACAUGAUUCGAUCAACCUCACACGAACUUGGUUUCAAAGCUGCUAAUCACACUUGUGCGGUGCAAUAUCGUAUCGCUCGCAUCGCUUUCGCGGAGAAUAUGUCGAGUAUCGCAACAUACGCUCACCCUUUACUUCAACUUCUUGCUGAGGUCUUCGAAACACGACUAUACGCAUCCGACCCGUUGUAUCAUUCGACCGAUUAUCAACAGUCGUUAGAUAACCUCAAGUCUCGGCUAAACAAUGUUGACCUCGUCCCCAAGGAUGGAGGAGAGAGCGACAAGUACUAUUGCUUAGAGUUCACCAGACUAGCAAGCCUUACAUACCUCGAGCGCGUGUCCCGAAACUUCUCGGGCCAAUCAACACGGCUACACCAUUGGAAAGAAGAUGCACUAUGCAUACUCGCCAAACUGAAAACGUCUCCACCAUCUUUCGCCAUGUUCGUUAUCGGCUGCGAGGCUCACAAAGACGGAGAGCGGUUGGUUAUGCUUGACUUCUUCACGAGAUUGGAACAGGUUCCCCACCUCAACAGUCUACUCGAAGCCAAAGGACUGGUACAGACGGCCUGGAUUCAGCAUGACCUUGGGGUAGAAGGCGAGCUUGAGUACAUUCACAAGAUCAAUUUGGUGAUGAGCUCGCGGGAUGUCAUACCAAGCUUCAUCUAG
This is a messenger RNA of Alternaria burnsii, 1515 nucleotides long. RefSeq lists its product as uncharacterized. The coding region runs from base 1 to 1515 and encodes 504 amino acids. Gene Ontology annotation, biological process: positive regulation of transcription by RNA polymerase II. NCBI's taxonomy places the organism in Eukaryota, Fungi, Ascomycota, Dothideomycetes, Pleosporales, Pleosporaceae. The record is from RefSeq and is a predicted model, not a curated record. The transcript is spliced from 5 exons. Gene Ontology annotation, molecular function: zinc ion binding; transcription cis-regulatory region binding; DNA-binding transcription factor activity, RNA polymerase II-specific. Gene Ontology annotation, cellular component: nucleus.